Messenger RNA from Acanthopagrus latus (yellowfin seabream), 12359 nucleotides. RefSeq names its product laminin, alpha 5 (gene lama5). Gene Ontology annotation, molecular function: signaling receptor binding. The transcript is spliced from 80 exons. Gene Ontology annotation, cellular component: basement membrane. The record is from RefSeq and is a predicted model, not a curated record. The coding region runs from base 256 to 11370 and encodes 3704 amino acids. Gene Ontology annotation, biological process: regulation of cell migration; axon guidance; regulation of embryonic development. NCBI's taxonomy places the organism in Eukaryota, Metazoa, Chordata, Actinopteri, Spariformes, Sparidae.
UGGCUGCAGGAGGACAGAAAGCCUCGACGCUCCGCUCUCCAGGACUACAAACCAGCUCCCCUUCCUCCUUUUUUUUUCUCUUCUUCUCUUAGUCCGCUGCUCACCUCCUUCACUCCCUCCUUCCUCCACACAUGCAGUAGUUUACUUCUCCUCCUGCUCACAUCGAUUCCUUCCUUUCAAACUUUUUUUUUCUUUUAUUCCCGGAGCGGAUCGAGUCGAGCCAACAGGUGGAGAGAGAGAGAGAGAGAGAGAGAGAUGGUGAUGAUGAUGGCGAGCGGACCGGCGCCGCUCGCUGCUGCUGCGCUCUCCCCGGCUCUGCGCGCUCGGACGCGGGCUGCGCUGCUGCUGCUGUGGCCGCUGCUGCUGCUGCGGAGCUCCGUGACGGCGCAGGAGCUGCCGACCAACGGGGUGAACGGCUACAGCCUCCACCCGCCGUACUUCAACCUGGCGGAGGGCACCAAGAUCACCGCCACGGCGACCUGCGGGGAGGAGGAGGGCGGCAGGACCGUGCACGACCUGUACUGCAAGCUGGUCGGAGGCCCGGUGUCCGGGGACCCGAGCCAGACCAUCCAGGGCCAGUACUGUGACAUCUGCAGCCAGGGCGACAGCGAUCGAGCCCAUCCCAUCACCAACGCCAUCGACGGGACGGAGCGAUGGUGGCAGAGUCCGCCACUGUCCCGCAGCACCGAGUUCAACGAGGUGAACGUCACCCUGGACCUCGGACAGCUCUUCCAUGUCGCCUACGUGUUGAUCAAGUUCGCCAACUCUCCCCGUCCGGACCUCUGGGUUCUGGAGAGGUCCGUCGACUUCGGGCAGACCUACCAACCCUGGCAGUACUUCGCCUCCUCUAAGAGAGACUGCAUCGAGCGUUUUGGACAGCAGACCAUCGAGAGGAUCAACAGCGACAACGACGUCAUCUGCACCUCCGAAUACUCGCGUAUCGUCCCGCUGGAGAACGGAGAGAUCGUGGUGUCUUUGGUGAACGGUCGGCCCGGAGCGAUGAACUUCUCCUACUCUCCGGUUCUGAGGGAUUUCACCAAGGCCACCAACAUCAGGCUUCGCUUCCUGAGGACCAACACGCUGCUCGGACACCUGAUGGGCAAAGCGCUGCGUGACCCCACCGUCACCCGCAGGUAUUACUACAGUAUCAAAGACAUCAGUAUCGGAGGACGCUGUGUGUGUAACGGACACGCCGAGGCCUGCAACGCCGAGGACCCCAUCGACCCGUACAAGUUACAGUGUGACUGUCAGCACAACACCUGCGGACUGUCUUGUGACCAGUGUUGCCCCGGAUACAACCAGUUGCCGUGGAAACCGGCCACGACCUACAGCGCCAACGAGUGCGAACCGUGUAACUGUCACCGGCACUCGUUCGACUGUUACUACGACCCCGAGGUGGAUCAGAGGAGAGGAAGUCUGGACAUGCACGGACACUUCAGAGGAGGAGGAGUCUGCCUCAACUGUCAGCAUCACACCACUGGAGUCAACUGCGAGCGCUGCAUCCCGACCUACUACAGGUCACCUGAUUACCCCGUCGAGUCCCCGCUGGCCUGCUCGCGCUGCAACUGUCAGUCCGAGUUCACAGACGGCACCUGUGAGGAUCUGACCGGUCGCUGCUUCUGCAAACCGAACUACAGCGGCGAGAACUGCGACUCCUGCGCCAGCGGCUUCAUCAACUUCCCCGACUGUUACCCAAUCCCCACGUAUCCCACCAACAACAACAACGGCGAGGCCAAACCAGCAGGCGAGAUCAUCAACUGUGAGUGCAGCGCAGCCGGGACGGUGGAUAACUCCUGCAGGCCGGAUCCCAGAACCAGGACCUGCGUCUGUAAACCUGGUUUCACCGGCGACCACUGCGACACCUGCGCUCCUGGUUUCUAUGGACUCAACUGUCAGGGCUGUCAGUGUUCAGGUCCCGGCUGUCAGGACGGGUCAUGUGACCUGGUGACGGGUCACGCCGUGUGUCGGAGCGGUUUCCAGGGUUCCCAGUGCGACCAGUGUGCACCGGGCUACUUCAACUACCCGCUCUGCCAACUGUGUGGCUGCAGCUCAGUCGGCUCUUUGCCCGAAGGCUGCGACGCGUCCGGUCGUUGUCUGUGCAGACCAGAGUUUCAGGGUCCUCGAUGUGAGCAGUGCAGAUCUGGUUUCCACUCCUACCCCAACUGUCAAGUGUGCACCUGUGAUCCUCGCACCUCAUUGGACACCAGCUGCACCGCGUCGGGUCACUGCCACUGCCGGCCCAAUUACAGCGGCGCGUCAUGUGACCAGUGUGCUCCUGGUUACUACGGUUACCCCAGCUGCACACCCUGUCAGUGCUCUGCAGAAGGUUCCCGCUACAUCAGCUGUGACCAGGUGAGCGGACAGUGUGUGUGUCUGCCCAGCGUGGUGGGACUCAGGUGUGACAGCUGUGCACACGGCUCCUACGGCUUCCCCAACUGCCAAGCUGGAACCUGUCACCCUGCCGGCUCCGCUCCUUAUGCUGUACAGAGACCUGUGGGUCAGUGCGAGUGCCGUCCACAUGUGGAGGGUUUGGCCUGUGACACAUGUAAACCUCUGUACUGGAAUCUGUCUCCUGACACUCCUGAAGGAUGCUCCAACUGUGAGUGUAACAUCGCAGGUACUCUCAGCGGUGUUGCAGAGUGUUCACAGGAAACCGGUCAGUGUUUCUGUAAACCGAACGUCUGCAGUGGACCCUGCUCCACCUGUAAGGACGGCUACUACAACAUGCAGGAGCAGAACUACUUCGGCUGCCAGGGUUGCCAGUGCGACGUCGGAGGCUCAGCCGGUCAGUCGUGUGGCGAGAGGAACGGACGCUGUCGCUGCCGACCCAACGUGGAGGGACCGAAGUGUAAUCUGCCUCGUCCGGAUCACUACUUCCCGGAUCUCCAUCACCUGAAGUUUGAGAUCGAGGAGGGAACCACGCUGGACGGCCGACCGGUGAGAUUCGGCUACAACCCUCUGGAGUUCAAGGACUUCAGCUGGAGAGGUUACGCUCAGAUGUCGCCCAUCCAGUCCAAAGUGUUGGUGUCGGUGUCGGUCAGCUCUCCGGACCUCUUCCAUGUGGUGCUGCGCUACGCCAACAGGGUUGGUUCGGACGUUCUGGGCCGGGUGUCGGUGAUCGAGGACGGCAGCUGGAGCUACUACUGUGGUAACUGUUCAGAACAGUCCAAACAGAUCGUCUUUGCUCCCAGCGUGGAGCCGACGUUCGUCAACGUUCCCCAGAACAACUUUGUGGAGCCGUUUGUCCUGAACCCGGGAACCUGGACCGUGGUGAUCGAGGCUGAGGGGAUCCUGCUGGAUUACCUCGUCCUGCUGCCCAGCGCCUACUACGAAGCUCCCAUCCUGCAGAUCAAAGUGACCGAGCCCUGCACCUACAGCGCUGCACCUGACGCCAGCCAGAACUGUCUGCAGUACAGGUAUCUGUCUCUGGACUCCUUCCCCUCCAUCUCCGGCAACGACGCCAACUGCGUCAACGACAACCACCUGCCUCGCCCCUGCCCGACCGAGAGGGUCACCCCUCGUCACCCCGACAUGGCCGUCUGCAGUGGCUACGAUAUCAGCGUGGAGAUGCGAGGGCGCCUGCCGUCUGCAGGCGAACACGUUCUGGUUGUAGAAUAUUCCAGCGAGGACGAAUUACCCCAAACUCUGUCCGUCGCUGUGAACAUGCCGGGAGCUCGAACACACCAGCACCGCGUCACUCUGCUGCACUGCAAGUACAGCUUCCUGUGUCGAGUCGUGGCCGUCGACGAGCAGAACAGAGUGGCCGUCCUCUCUCUCCCCGCCGACGCAGAGAUCCAGCUCAUCUCCGAACAGGCCAGCUUCUUCCUGCACAAAGUGUACCUGGUGCCUAAAGAUCAGUUCACCAUGGAGCACGUGGAGCCUAAAGUCCACUGCAUCAGCACUCACGGGCAGUUCUCACCUGACAGCUCCUCCUGCGUCCCCUCGCGCUUCCAGACCCCGUCGGACUCGCUGGUCCUGAAGGAGGGUCAGAGCUCCUCCAUGCAGGAGCCCAUCCUGGCCUCCCCAGCAGCUGCUCCUCCUCUGUCCUACCAGAGUGACGCUCCGACCUGGACCGGAGGAGACCGACCUCCUCAUGGAGCCGAUAACAGCGACCACGUCCGGCUGGAUUCAGUGCAGAAUGCAGCGGUGUACUCGACCCGUGUCCACGCCCUCGGACGUUACGUCUUCAUCCUCCACUAUCACCAGCCUCACCACCCCACCUACCCCGUGCAGGUUUACAUCAACGGUGGACGGAUCUGGCAGGGUCACGCCAACGCCUCCUUCUGUCCGCACGCUUACGGCUGCCGUAACGUCCUGGUUUCUGAGAAUCAGAUCAUUCUGGAUGUGACCGACCACGAGCUCUUCCUCACGGUUCAGAUUCCUGCCGGCAAAACGCUGUGGCUGGAUUAUAUUCUGGUCGUGCCCGAGUCGAGCUACAGCUCCAGCCACCUGAACGAGGAGCCUCUGGAUAAAUCAUACGACUUCAUCAGCAACUGUGGCCAGAACAGCUUCUACAUCAAUCCCACCACCGCCUCUCCGUUCUGCCUCGGCUCGGCGGUGUCUCUGUCCGCCUUCUUCAACAACGGGGCGAUGCCGUGCGCCUGCCACGAGGUCGGCGCCGAGAGCGACACCUGCGAGCAGUUCGGCGGUCAGUGCAGCUGCAGGCCAAACGUGAUUGGCCGGGACUGCUCCAUGUGCGCCACGGGCUACUGGGGAUUCCCCAACUGCAGACCCUGUAACUGUGGCACGAGGUUGUGCGAGCCGGUGACCGGUGACUGUAUCUGCCCACCGAGGACGCUGCGACCCGAGUGCACCCAGUGUGAGCCCCAGACGUUCGGCUGCCACCCGGUUGUUGGCUGCGAGGUCUGCAACUGCUCUCGUCCGGGCAUCGUGUCCCCCGACGUGAGCUGUGAUACGCUCAGCGGACAGUGCAGAUGUAAGAACAACGUCGUCGGCCGUCAGUGCGACCGCUGCGCUCCUGGUUUCUACGGUUACCCCAAGUGCAGGCCGUGCGACUGCAACGAGGCCGGAACCGAGGAGGACGUGUGUGACUCCUUCACAGGACAGUGUCUGUGCAAGGAGAACGUCCAGGGUUCUCGGUGCGAUCAGUGCAGAGUCGGCACGUUCCACCUGGACCCGACCAACCCGAAGGGCUGCACCAGCUGCUUCUGCUUCGGGGCCACGGACCGAUGUCGCAGCUCCGACAAAAGACGCACUGAGAUCAUGAACAUGGAGGGCUGGGUGUUGCUCGGCGCGGACAAACAGGAAGUACCGGUCGUGGUGUAUCCGGGUCAGGAUCUCGUAGAGGCCGAUCUCAGCGACGUGCCCGACGUCUACCAGGACCUCCACUGGCACGCUCCGAAGACUUACCUGGGAGACAAGGUCUCGUCCUACGGAGGUUCUCUGAGGUAUCGUCUCCACACUCAGACCAUGAGAGGCGACGUGUUGUCUCUGCCUGCAGAAGCCUCCAGGCCUGACAUCAUUCUCAAGGGUAACCAGAUGACCCUGGUGUUCAUAGAGAGAGAGUACUCGUCACCUGAGGAGCCUCACCUGGGAAUCGUUCACAUGGUGGAGGGAAGCUUCCGUCACGCUCAGACCGGCAACUCGGUGUCUCGCGAGGAGCUGAUGAUGGUUCUGGUCGGUCUGGAGUCUCUGCAGAUCCGAGCCCUUCACUCCCAGUCGGCUCACUCCGUGUCGCUCCGCGGCGCCGUGCUGGAGGGCGCCAAGGACCUGUCCGCCGGUCGCCAUGCCAACAACGUGGAGAUCUGCAUGUGUCCCGCCAACUACCUGGGCGACUCGUGUCAGAAAUGUGCUCCAGGUUACUACAGAGACACCAUCGGUCUGUUUCUGGGGAAAUGCGUCCCGUGUAACUGUAACGGACACUCGGAUCAGUGUCUGGACGGUUCUGGAAUCUGUGUGGGCUGCCGCCACAACACGGACGGCGACCACUGCGAGAGGUGCCAGGGCGGUUUCCUCGGCAACAACACUCUUGACGGACAGGCGGUGUCGUGCUCCAGUUGUCCGUGUCCUCUGAGGGUCCUGUCCAACAAUUUUGCAGAAGGUUGUGAGAAGAAAGGCGACAGGAUGCAGUGUCUGUGCAUGCCGGGCUACGCUGGGCCGCACUGUGAGAGGUGCGCCCCUGGUUACUACGGCAACCCCAUGGUGCUCGGCAGCACGUGCCAGCUGUGCCACUGCAACGACAACACCGACCCCAACAUGCUGUUCACCGACUGCCACCCGCUGACCGGAGAGUGUCUGAGCUGCAUGCACAACACGGCCGGGCCUCACUGCGACACCUGCGCACCUGGUUACUACGGAGACGCCAUCACCGCCAAGAACUGCAGCAAAUGCGACUGUUCUCCAUGUGGCACCGAGUCAUGUGACCCUCACACCGGACAGUGUCGCUGUAAACCUGGAGUCAGCGGGCCGCGCUGUGAACACUGUGUGGACGGCAUGUUCGGCUUCAAUUCCUGCAACGGCUGUCGUCAGUGCGACUGCGAAGCCUCUGCGGCUCUCGUCCAGCCGUGUGACCCUCAGAGCGGUCAGUGCGCCUGUCAGCCCGGAGUCAACGGACCGAGCUGCAAACAGUGUGCUCCUGGACACUGGGACUACGGACCCAACGGGUGCAGGAAGUGCGACUGCAGAGGAGGUUCCUGCGACCCUCGCACAGGAGAGUGUCGCUGUCCUGACGGCAUGAUGGGAAAACAGUGUGACACCUGCUCACAGAAGUACAACGUGCCUGUCGACGGCCACCAGGGCAUGCACUGUGAACCGUGCGACAGCUGUGUCAUCGUCCUGUUGGAGGAUCUCGACAAAAUGAAUGACAACUUCCACUCAGUCGCCGGUCAGCUGAAGAGUCUCAACGCCAGCUCCAUGGCCUGGGCUCAGCUGAACAACCUCAACAAGACUCUGGAGGACGUCGCUCGGGCCGUAGAGAACUACAACAGCACGCUGGACGAGAGCCGGAGUCGAGCCGAAAUGCUGGACGCUGAGAUCAUGAACAUCAACGAUGACAUCAGUGAACUGCAGGACAAGACGAUGGGGAUGAUCGACCGGGUCAGUGACCUGCGGGACAGUACCAACAACACACACCAGAGGGCAGAAGACCUGCUGUCCUUCAUCAACAACAUCACCAUGGACAUAAACGAUAUCAUGCUGAUGGCGAACCGGUCGUCACUGAAUAAGACGGAGGCAGAGCAGGACGAUGACGAGCGGGAGAGGAAGAUGAGGGAGGUUGAGGCCAUGCUGAGGGAGAUGAGAUACAGAAGCUGCGUGGGACAGAAGAAAGUGGCCAACAAGGAGAAGACCGAGGCGGAGAAACUGCUGGAUCGCGUAAAUAAGGAGCUGGCGGGUCGUCAGGGAGAAAACAACGACUUGGCCAAAACUAUCAGAGACCGUCUGACUCGCUUCAACUCGGAGAUGAUGGAUCUCCGAGACGCGCUGAACGAAGCCGUGAACAACACCGCCAGAGCCUCGGAGAUCAACAACGUCAACGAGAAAACCCUGGAGGACAACAAGAGGAAGAUCGAGGACCUGCUGGAGAAGCAGAAGGAGGUGAAUGACCAGCUGCAGAUGGCCGAAGAUGACGUCGCUCAGGUGAACGACGUGCUGACCAUGCUGCACGACUCCAAAGAGGAGUACGAGCGGUUGGCGGCCAAGCUGGACGGCGCCAGGACCCCGCUGGCAAAGAAAGUGCAGGACUUCGGUUGGGUCGACUCCAAGAUUCCUCUGGUGGAGGAAGCAGAGAAACACGCUGAACUGCUGAACGCUUUGGCCAUGAACCUGUCCAGUCUGGUUGAAGAAACCAAGAGGGACGGAUUUGUGGACAUAACAAACACUUACAACAAGAUCAUCAACAGCAUCAAGGCGGCAGAGGAGGCCGCCAAGAUGGCCGACAAGGCUGCCAACGACACUUUGGAGAACAUAAAGGACCAGGACCUCAGCCAGGUCGCCAAAUCUCUGAGGAACCACAGCAUGGAGCUGAAGGACGAGGUUGAGAAGUUAGAUGAUGAGCUCAACAACGACCUGAAGCCGCAGCUUGAAGACGCCAAGAGGCGGCUGGACGAGGCGAAAACCAAACAGGCUGAUGUGAUGAAGGACCUGGAGACGGUUCAGAACAACCUCAACUUCACUCUGAAUGUGAGUCAGGAGAUCAGCGAUGCGAAGCGUGCGGCGGAUGUGGCGAACACCACGGCCACGCAGGUCAACGAUGCCCUGCGUCCCAUCAAAGAGCAGCUGGACCAAUGGCAGCAGACCUACGGAGACGCCAACGCCACCAGCGAUGACAUCAACAACGCCCUGAUGGAGGCCAACAAGACCGUUCACUCGCUGGGUGAGACGAUUCCCUUGCUGAUGAAGAAGCUCGACAAACUGCAGAAUCACUCGGUACAGAUGCCAAACAUCUCCGAGAACAUCGACCGCAUCCGUCAGCUCAUACAGCAGGCGCGAAACGCCGCCAGCAAGGUCAGCGUUCCCGUGAAGUUUAACGGGGAGUCGGGCAUUCAGGUCCGUACUCCACGUAACCUUGCUGACCUGGCAUCCUACACCUCCAUCAGGUUCUACAUCACUCUGCCGGAGGCGGCCCGAGCGAGGCGGCAGGACAGCAGCGUCAAACAGUUUAUCUUCUACUUCGGCAACAAGGAUUCCAGUACGGAGUUCAUGGGCUUGACGCUGGAGGGGAAGAGGCUGCACUGGUACUUUAACGUCGGUGGAGAAACUGCUGAUGUGUCUAGUAAGGAAGACAUCAAGUCUGAUGGAAACUUCGACAAUAUUGUGAUAGACAGGAUCCUUCAGUAUGGCAGGAUGUCCGUGUUGUCAGAAGGUGGCAAUGAGUGGCAGACAACGAGCUACAAAGCCGAAGUGGAGGCUAGAGGAGAUCAGGGGCUGCUCAACCUGUCCACCAACAACACUGUUUUCUAUGUGGGAGGAUACCCGAGUACUUUCAAACCGCCUGCUCCGCUGGCUCUGCCUUACUUUAAGGGCUGUAUCGAGUUUGAUACGCUCAAUGAGGAAGUGCUCAGUCUGUACAACUUUGAAAAUAUCUUCAAUCUCAACACCACUGUGGACAAACCUUGUGGCAGGUCGAAGCCCGCGCAGCCUAAACCCUGGGAGAAUGACGCAGCGUAUUUCGACGGCAGCGGCUUCGCUGAGAUCACCUUCACUGAUGAAGCCACUCGCAUGCAGCGCUUCGAACAGGAAGUCAGGCUGCUGUCACACAACGGAAUCCUGCUCCUGCUGCAUAACGAGACUAAGUUCAUGUGUCUGGCAGUUCAUCAGGGCAGACUGAAGGUUUUGUACGAUUUCGGCGACAAGCUGGAAUCUGUGGAGCCUAAAGAUCCUUCAGAUGGAUCCCUGAUGAUCAGCAACGCUGAGUCCAAAGUUGUGGAGAUCAUCAUCAUGCGUUCGCCCACGUUCCGUGUGGUGGUGAGGAUCAACCGCGCUGGUCUCUACACCCACCAUUUCACAGAGGCCAUCCCCAUGUUCACGGGCAGCUACUACCUGGGAGGAGUACCGGAGAAAAAGAUGCCUGCCAAGUUGAAGUCUCUGUUCUCUAAGCAGGGAUCUCUGAGGGGCUGUUUCAGGAACGUCAAGGUCGGCGGCAAUCACGUUGCCCUGAACACGAUGACGAGCUUUGGAGUCAGUUUCGGCUGCAAAGACAGCGUGCUGGUGGCUCAUGAGGCUCAUUUCUCCGGUCAGAGUUACCUGAACUUGGCUCUGACAGAUAUUCCAGCCCUCAGGAACUACAGCUUCCACGCCAGCUUCGGCUUCAGAACCGAGCAGAAGGACGGACUCAUGUUCUACCACCAGGAUCAGGACGGUGUGUGUCAGGUGUUUUUGCUCGAGGGCCACGUGGUGGUGAGAGCUGGCAACAGUGAGAUUAAGACGAGCAAGACGUACAACGAUGACAGCAGCCACCACGUCAUUAUCUACAUCGACAUUAACGGGAUGCGUCUCUACAUGGACGACGUGCGUGAGCAGGAAGUCAGGGGCAUCCGUUUCGACAACAGCGCUGUCAGCUCAGGAGGAAGCACCUUCCUGGGUGGGAUGCCCAACCAAGGCCUCCAGAAUCUCACUGGAUGUAUCAGCAAUGUUUUCAUCAAGAGCAUCGGGGACAAGGAGAUUUUAAACCUGCUGGGGGCAAAAGAUAUUUUCAACGUUCCUAUGCAGUGUCCUGCUGCCAAAAAGCCUCAGCAGAUCGUUGCUGCCCAGCCUAAACACAGCAACAAACCCAAGGGAAAGCACAGGAAGCCGUCGGGGUCUCGCAGUCGUAACACCAGGGAGUCGUGUCAGAGGGAGCUGUCGGACCAGGAGACCGGAGCGACGCACUUCAGCGGCUCCACGCAUGGAUACCAGAGAUACGACUCGCUGCCCAGCUCGCUCAGCUCCAUGCCUCACAUCUCCAUGUCGCUGAGGAUCAACUCCUCCGACGGUCUGGUGCUGUAUGCAGCUGGCGGGCAGCGCGGCGCUGUGAUGUCACUCGGCGUGUCAGACGGCCACCUGCUGCUUCUGUUGGACGGAGGGAAGAGGAAGGUCAGCCUGCGGAGCCGCAAGAAGUACAACGACGACCAGUGGCACACGGUGUUUAUAAAGCGUGAAGGAGAGAAGAUCAGUCUGAUCGUGGACGGGAUCAGCGCUCAGUCGAAGAGAAUCCCCGGAGGAGACCGGACUCGACUCACCGGGCCUUUAUAUGUGGGAGGAGUCCCGCCCUCGCUGACGGCUCCGGGCUCCGGUGGUUUCGUCGGUUGCGUCAGGGACUUGACGCUGAACGAGGCCCCUGCAGGAAGUCCCGCCCACAGCCAGGGGACGGUGCCCUGCUUCCAGGACCCUCUGCAGCCCGGAGCGUAUUUCUCCGGUCAGGGAGGAAACAUGGCAAUAGAUGAAUCUUUAGUUCUGGGUCGAGAUGUGGAAAUCCAGCUGGAGGUUCGGCCCGUCUCGGACUCUGGGCUGCUGUUGCAUGCUGGGAUGUCACCUGACCAACACCUGACCGUGGUCCUCAGUCAGGGAGAGGUGACUGUGUCAGUCAACACCGGCAAAGGUGAAUUCUCUACCUCCUUCACUCCUGAAGAAUCUCUCUGUAACGGUCGCUGGCACACCAUCACAGUGGUGAAGAAGAACAACGUCCUGCAGCUCCACGUUGAUGCAGCCAGCGAGCACAGCGUCGGGCCCAAACAGAGCCGCUCUGCAGGGGCCAAAGAGACCGUUUACCUCGGAGGGGUACCAGAUGGCGUCACAGUUCCGGGUCUUCCUGCCGGCCUGCCAGCGUUCCACGGCUGCAUCCGCCGGGCGUCGAUCAACCACAGACCUGCCAUGUUGUCCAAACCGCUCGCUGUGCACGGAGGCGUGGGAACGCAGGGCUGCCCACUCAUGUAGACACACACACACACACACAGUCUUAUCCUCACAUUCCCCGACUACAAAUUACUGGUGGUGGGUGUCAUGUUACUGUAGCUAAUUUAAAAUAUAUAUAUUAAUAUUUAUUUUCUAUUUUCAGAAAAAUGUAUAUUUUAUAUUUUCCUGUUUGUCGUUGCAGAGUUACUGGUUUGUUUUUGUGCUACAGCAGUGACAACUGUCUGCACACAGAGAUGCACUGAUACACAUCACUCACAUAUAAACGCCUAUAAUCACAAAUCAAUGAUUACAUGUGUAGUAUAUUGUAAAUAAAAGCCCACGCAGCUUGAUUUUUUUUUUCUAGCUUUUUUUUUUGCAAACAGUUGGUGAAAAAAAUACAUUAUGUUGAGAAUUUUUGUCCUUUUGGCAACAAACAAAUCCAAGUAAAUAAUGUAUGCGACUGUUUAUCGUGCAUCUCUAGCAGAGAAUGUUAAGAAUACCUACUGAGUCGGUACACUGUGAACACUGUAAUGUAUGAGCAACGUCCUCAGGCAGCACAGAUGGGAAAUGUUAUCUGUAACGCGGACUGGGACUGGACGUCUGGGAAUAUCAGAGUUAAUUAAGUCUAAGUCAUGCAAAGAUGAAUACAUUUAUCAUUAAAAAGGGGCAAGAGCAGGCGUGUCAUUGGCUGCUCUCUUAAUGGUCUUGCACAUUAAGGUUUUAGUGUAAAAAGUAAUAAAACAUCAGGAAGAUCUCCACGUUUUAUGUCACGAGUUGUCCGAUGACAUAAACGUCAGACUCAUUCCCACAUCCCGUCCGUCAGCUCCAGUUCCAGGCAGCGUUUCUCUUCUCUAUUCCGUCAUUAAUAUAAACAUGUACCAAACAUGAGUGUGAAGCUUGUAUGUAAUAUAACCACUUUUUAAAAAAAAAAUAUGUCACAGAAAGAAUAAGCUUGUUUCCCUCCUCUUCACUCCCGCCCCCCACUUGUGUUGUAAAUGUAUUUCUGAAUAAAGUUUUUUUUUUCAUACAAA